Molecule: messenger RNA, 354 nt
Organism: Staurois parvus
Lineage: Eukaryota; Metazoa; Chordata; Amphibia; Anura; Ranidae
Source: the annotation of a GenBank genome assembly
AUGCAGACUGCUUCUAAAAAACAUUUGUGAAAGAAUGGGUCACUCUCAGGAGCUCAGUGAAUUCAAGCGUGAUACUGUGAUAGGUUGCCACCUGUGCAAUAAGUCCAUCUGUGAAAUUUCCUCGCUACUAAAUAUUCCACGAUCAACUGUUAGUGGUAUUAUAACAAAGUGGAGGUAAUUGUGAACAAUAGCCACUCAGCCACAAAGUGAGCGGGGGUCAGCGCAUGCUGAACCGCACAGUGCGCAGAAGUCGCCAACUGAUGCACAUUCAAUAGCCAAAGACCUCCAAACUUCAUGUGGCCUUCAGAUUAGCACAACAGUGCAUAGAGAGCUUCAUAAAAAGGGCUUCCAUGG